Messenger RNA from Aptenodytes forsteri (emperor penguin), 2424 nucleotides. RefSeq names its product nucleolar RNA helicase 2. The transcript is spliced from 14 exons. Gene Ontology annotation, molecular function: RNA binding; ATP binding; helicase activity. NCBI's taxonomy places the organism in Eukaryota, Metazoa, Chordata, Aves, Sphenisciformes, Spheniscidae. The coding region runs from base 1 to 2070 and encodes 689 amino acids. The record is from RefSeq and is a predicted model, not a curated record.
AUGUGCGUGUAUUUUCAUUUACCGCUGCGUUGCUCUGUGCCUUACCAGAAGGAGAAAAAAGAGAAGAAAUCUAAACGCCAUGACAAAUCUCAGAGGAGAAAGACUCAGACGGAUGAAAGUGAGCAGUCGGAGGAUGACGUUGAUUCCCCAAAACUCAAGAAAUCAAGGAGUGGAGUUAAACAAAACGGUGAUGUGAGAGAAGAAGGCUCGGAGAACACGAGAUUAUCUUCUUUAAACGUUAAAUCCACCCACAAAAAACGACACACUAAUUCUAGUGAAACGUCAAGUGGUGAUGGUGACAGUGAGCAAGAGCAGGAGAUGACUGAAGAACAGAAAGAGGGUGCUUUCUCCAAUUUUUCUAUUUCCAAAGGGACUGUUCAGCUUCUUCAAGCUCGAGGAGUGACGUACCUGUUUCCCGUGCAAGUGAAGACCUUCGACCCAGUAUAUUCUGGCAAAGAUGUAAUUGCUCAAGCACGAACUGGAACAGGGAAAACAUUCUCUUUUGCUAUUCCUUUAAUUGAAAAGCUUCAGGGAGACUCACAGGAAAGAAGAAGAGGCCGUUCACCAAAGGUACUAGUUCUUUGUCCGACGAGAGAGCUGGCAAACCAGGUUGCCAAAGAUUUCAAGGACAUCACAAGAAAGCUAACAGUAGCUUGUUUUUAUGGAGGAACUCCAUAUAAUGGACAAAUUGAUCUCAUGAGAAGCGGCAUUGACAUUUUGGUUGGGACACCUGGUCGAAUCAAAGACCAUCUUCAGAAUGGCAAGCUGGACCUUACCAAGGUGAAACAUGUUGUACUUGAUGAAGUUGACCAGAUGCUGGACAUGGGAUUUGCUGAGCAAGUGGAAGACAUUUUACGAGUUGCAUACAAGAAGGAUUCUGAAGACAAUCCCCAGACGCUACUGUUUUCUGCAACUUGCCCACAUUGGGUGUAUGAUGUGGCUAAGAAAUACAUGAAGUCUAGAUACGAACAGAUUGACCUUAUUGGAAAAAGAACUCAAAAAGCUGCUACAACAGUAGAACAUUUGGCAAUAGAGUGUCACUGGUCUCAGAGAGCUGCGGUUAUUGGAGAUGUCAUUCAGGUCUACAGUGGCAGCCACGGGAGGACCAUCGUCUUUUGUGAGACCAAAAAGGAGGCAAAUGAACUGGCUCUGAAUGCUUCAAUCAAACAGGAUUGCCAGUCGUUGCAUGGUGACAUUCCUCAGAAGCAAAGAGAGAUCACACUGAAAGGUUUUAGAAAUGGUACAUUUAAAGUUCUGGUUGCAACCAACGUAGCUGCCCGUGGUUUAGAUAUCCCUGAAGUUGACCUGGUUGUACAAAGUUCACCACCAAAGGAUGUGGAGUCCUAUAUUCAUCGUUCUGGACGCACAGGUCGAGCUGGACGGACUGGGAUCUGUAUCUGUUUUUAUCAGCGAAAGGAAGAACAUCAGUUAAGAUACGUGGAACAAAAAGCGGGCAUUACAUUCAAGCGUGUUGGUGUUCCUACUGCGACAGAUAUCAUAAAGGCUUCCAGCAAAGAUGCCAUCAGGUGUCUGGAUUCUGUUCCUCAAACUGCUAUCGAAUAUUUCAAAGAAUCUGCUCAGUUCCUAAUACAAGAAAAGGGACCAGUUAAUGCUCUGGCUGCAGCUCUAGCCCAUAUUUCAGGCGCUACUUCCAUUGAACAGCGCUCCCUGCUGAACUCAGAUGCGGGAUUUGUUACAAUGAUACUACGCUGCUCUGAAGAAAUAAACAAUAUGAGCUAUGCUUGGCGAAGACUGCGAGAACUGUUGGGUGAUGAUGUUGAUAGGAAGGUGAACAGAAUGUGUUUCCUCAAGGGAAAAAUGGGUGUGUGCUUUGAUGUUCCUGCAGCAGACCAAAAGGAAAUAGAGGCAAGAUGGGAAGAUUCAAAACAAUGGCGUUUGUGCGUGGCGACUGAAUUACCUGAGUUAGUAGAAUCACAACGAGGAGGAGGAGGUGGAGGAAAUGGCCGAAGCUUCUCGAGCUCCAGGAAUGGGCGGCGUGGUAGCUCUGGUAGAAACAGAUUCAGAAGCAGAGGCCAGAAACGAAGUUUUGACAGAGCAUUUGAUCGUUAACUUCAAUGAUCCAGAAGUGGAAAAAAAUGGGACUGCAGUAUUUUAUAUUACAUUAAAAUAGGCUGUUCCUGUGUGUUUGUACCACUUGGAAAAAACUGUCAUUCAGAUUUUUUUUUCUCAGUACUACUUUGGUCAUCAACAAGAUCCUGUUCACUUUAAAAAACACAAGAAAAAUAAAACUUAUUGUUUCCUUUCUUUCUUGUAUUGCCAUUUCAACUGUAAGACCUAAAUCUUUAUUCCAGAAUAUGGCUGUCGCAUUCAAAACUGUAGCCUGGCUCACUGUAUAAUAUAUAGAUCUUAACUGCUGGUCAAACCUGUACAUUUUCCAAAAAAAUAAAAUAUUAUUUUACAAGU